Messenger RNA from Necator americanus (New World hookworm), 909 nucleotides. RefSeq lists its product as uncharacterized. Gene Ontology annotation, cellular component: mitochondrion. Gene Ontology annotation, molecular function: holocytochrome-c synthase activity. Lineage: Eukaryota; Metazoa; Nematoda; Chromadorea; Rhabditida; Ancylostomatidae. The coding region runs from base 1 to 909 and encodes 302 amino acids. The transcript is spliced from 11 exons. The record is from RefSeq and is a predicted model, not a curated record. Gene Ontology annotation, biological process: cytochrome c-heme linkage.
AUGGGUUCAGGACAGUCACAGGUCUCUCCUACACCACAGGUCAUUCCAUCGGAAUGUCCGAAACACGUGGAAAAUAAAAAUGUAUCUACAUCAGAGUCUGAUAGGAUAAAACACGCUCGAAGGGCAAUGGCUGCUGCUGGUGGUGAUCAAUGUCCGAACUCUGCUGGAAAGGCAGCACAGCUGAACCAAACAUCAAGUGAAGGAUGUGGAGGCUGUCCUAUUGCCGCAGAUUCAGUGAAUCCAUUAAAUAAUGAACUGGAACAUCCAAAUCAAAAGCCGGCACCCGAUCAGCCAUUUCCACUUCCUCUAACGCGCGAGAAAUCUACAAUACCUAAGGCCGGUACUAGCGACACAUGGACUUAUCCAAGUCCGCAAAUGUUCUGGAAUGCAAUGCUUAAAAAGGGUUGGCGUUGGCAAGAAGACCAGCUUUCCGAGAAAGACAUGGAAAACAUCAUUCGCAUCCACAAUGCCAACAAUGAAGAAGCUUGGCGUGAAGUUUUGAAGUGGGAGAAUCUGCUACAUCCUGAGUGUGCUGAACCGAAACUGAAGAGUUUCAAAGGGGAUGCCAAAAAGAUCACUCCUCGGGCUCGAUUCCGCAACAUUUUUCUGGGAUAUGAUCUGCCGUUUGACCGUCAUGACUGGGUAGUGGACAGAUGUGGACUUAAAGAGGUACAAUACGUGAUUGACUAUUACGAUGGAGGCUCUGUGGAUCCACGUUCCAAGCUCUUCACAAUCCUUGAUGUUCGACCGGCGAUAAAUGAUUUGGGAAAUAUCUGGGAUCGAAUGGUUAAGAGGAUGCUCAUGUCCAACAUUAAGCUGAAAAGGACUUUCGGUACUCGUUCUUCGACAUCGUUUUUUGCUUCCGCAUUGAAUGCAUGUUUAUAUCGCUUAGCUCACACAUUUGGUUGA